AUGGAAUUGUUCGGUCAGACCAACAUGCAGAAGCUCGAGGCCAUCUUCUGCUGCGUUGGCGGCGGCGGUCUGAUCGCCGGUAUCGGCGCUUACGUUAAGCGGAUGGCACCUCACGUCAAGAUCAUUGGUGUCGAGGCGUACGAUGCUAACGCCAUGGUCGAGUCGCUGAAGAAGGGCGAGCGUGUCAUCCUCAAGGAUGUUGGCCUAUUUGCCGACGGCGCUGCCGUCAAGACCGUCGGCGAGGAGACGUUCCGCAUCUGCAAGGACGUCGUGGAUGAGGUUAUCGAGGUUACUACCGACGAGAUUUGCGCCGCUAUCAAGGACAUGUACGACGAUACCCGAUCUGGCCUCGAGCCCGCCGGCGCCCUCUCUAUUGCCGGCCUGAAGAAAUACGUUGCCCAGAACCCAUCCGAGAACCGCAACAGGAAUCUUAUUGCUGUCACCUCAGGCGCAAACAUGAACUUUGACCGGCUCAGGUUUGUUGCCGAGCGCGCCGCCCUUGGUGAGGGCAAGGAAGCCCUCCUUGCCGUUAGCAUCCCCGAAAGGCCUGGCUCGUUUUCCGAGCUCAUCAGUGCCGUCAUGCCUCACGCCAUCACUGAAUUCUCCUACCGUUAUGCCACCCCAGAGCUCGCCAACAUCCUGAUCGGUAUCUCGCUCACAAGCCCGGCGUACCAGCGGGCUCAUGAGCUCGAAAGGCUCCUAGAUCGCAUCCGGGCUGGUGGUAUGAGUGUCGCCGACCUCUCGGGCGACGAGCUUGCCAAGACCCAUAUCCGUUACCUCGUCGGAGGCCGCUCCAACGUGGCCAACGAGAGGCUAUACAUGUUUAACUUCCCCGAACGGCCCGGCGCGCUCGAGAAGUUCGUCACCACCCUCAAGCCCAAGUUUAACAUCAGCCUCUUUCAAUACCGCAACUACGGUGGCGAUGUUGCCAAGAUCCUGACGGGCAUCCUGUGUCCCGACGACGAGGUGCCAGAGUUGGAGAAGUUUCUGGACGCCAUUGGCUACCCUCGCGAGGAUUGCACCGAGUCAACCGUGUUCAAGACGUUCCUUCGUUCGUAA
Messenger RNA from Parascedosporium putredinis, 1059 nucleotides. The record is from the annotation of a GenBank genome assembly. NCBI's taxonomy places the organism in Eukaryota, Fungi, Ascomycota, Sordariomycetes, Microascales, Microascaceae.